Lytechinus variegatus (green sea urchin) is the source of this 6460-nucleotide messenger RNA. RefSeq names its product atrial natriuretic peptide-converting enzyme-like. NCBI's taxonomy places the organism in Eukaryota, Metazoa, Echinodermata, Echinoidea, Temnopleuroida, Toxopneustidae. Gene Ontology annotation, molecular function: protein binding; serine-type endopeptidase activity. Gene Ontology annotation, biological process: proteolysis. The record is from RefSeq and is a predicted model, not a curated record. Bases 208 to 3063 code for a protein of 951 amino acids. The transcript has 26 exons.
GAGUUUCACAACUGAGCGGGGAGCGCUCUUUGGUCACGCUGGUGUUUUUUUUUUUACAAUCUGGAUUUCGGCAAGCUCAGACAACAUAAGUGUAGUAGCUGAAAAAAAAAAAAUCUCAUCCACUCCCAUCAUCGUCGUUCCAUUAGAAGAUUUAGCGCUUUAGGAGAUAGUCAGGCAGAUAUAAUUCAUUUUGAGAGGCUAAACGUCAUGAAGGAAUACAAUCACUGUGCAACGGAAGAGUACAAAGUGGAGACGAAAACGUCGAAGAGAAGAUGCAAAUUAUGGUCUCUAGUACUCAUCCUCAUCAUCAGCGUCAUCAUUCUCAUCGCCAUCACACUCGCAGUAAUUUAUACAAGUAGAUCAUCAGAUUCACAAUAUAACGACAUAGUCAGUGUCUCAGCACAUGGCUCCCUUCGGAUUCUCAAUAGAAAUUUUACUCCCGAACUCAAUGAGAGCCAUUCAGUUGAGUAUGAGGAGUUGGAGUCUGCCUUCAAAUUAAUGAUGGAUAUUAUAUUUUUGGACAGUGAUCUUGCAAGCAGUUACAAUUCAACACAAAUUGAAAGCUUUCGGUCAGGUAGUGUAAUUGUUAUCUUCAGGAUAAUUCUGACAGACCUUCCGCGUAAAUUCAUUGCUCUUCCAUUCACUUCACAUAAUCUCAUCAAGACCAAAGACCAUAUAAGACAUAUCAUUAAUAUGACGAUUCAUCGACACGCGACAGAGGCAGGGGCCGAAGCAGGAAUAGAGGUCGAUUUAAACUCACUCAUUAUUCAAGAAGUUUCGAUACAACAAAACAACGAAAUCAAAGAUAUUCCAAGCUGCAGACUUCCAACAGAAGAUGAGUAUAUUUACCUUCAAGAAGGUGACGUCAUAAAUGUUACAUCGCCUUGCUACCCAGAGGAGGUGGAGCUUCCAAACGGGAUAAGUCGUGUGUUCAUAGCACCGGAGGGAUGCAGGAUUAGAAUAUCAUUUUCUGAAUUCAAAUUGGAAGACGAGGUGGAGUACCUCUAUCUCGGAAGCGAGACCGAGCCCGAUGUCGUUGGAACGUUUAUUGCCCGAUUUACUGGCUACGACUUUCCUCCCGACGUAAUGAGUGCCGGACCAGGAUUAUGGUUACGUUCAUGGAGCUUUGCUGAAGUUAAUUAUGGUGUUUUUGAGGCGACAAUGACUGUGGUCAAGAAUGAAAUGGUUGACUUCGAAUGUCCACCAAAUACGGAACCUUGUCGAUACGCCUUGGAGUGUUACUCAGAGGAAGAGCAAUGUGAUGGCCACUUAAAGUGCCCUAGUGGCACGGAUGAGAUAGGCUGUGCCUGCUACCCUCCCCUAUCGUACUACAAGUGUUCAGACGGUCGCUGUCUCUCUCGUCAGUAUAUCUGCAAUGGUCCUCAGGGAUGUUCAGACGAUGAGGCAUACUGUGUCUUUACUUGUCCGAAUGGAAAGAACAUUACAGAAGUAUUCAUGUGUGAUGGAUUUAACGACUGUGGUGAUUAUGCAGACGAACGGCAAAAUUGCUCCUGUGAUAGUGAAGAUCAAUGGGAAUGCCCGGAUGGAACCUGUAUCUAUAAACAUAAUGUUUGUGACGGGUUUCCACACUGCCCUGGAGGGGAAGACGAGAUGAACUGUCAAUGUGAGAGUUGGCAGUUUCAAUGCGGUGAUGGUAGCUGCAUUCCUUACUGGGAUAGGUGUGAUGGUAACGACACCUGUGCAGAUAAAUCUGAUGAACAAAAUUGCCCUAAGUGCCCAGGAAGACUAUUCCAAUGUGCCUCGUUCCAGUGCCUAUCCAAAGACCUUGUAUGCAAUGGUGAAGAAGACUGUUUUGGAGGAGACGAUGAACGCGAUUGCCCCCCUCCUGCCAUAUGUUCAGAUGAUGAGUUUACCUGUGGUGAUGGCAAGUGUCUUCGUUCAGCCUUGGUAUGUGACAUGAUUCCUCAGUGUAUCAAUGGAUCAGAUGAAGCAUUUUGCCAUGAUGACGAAGAAUGUGAGUUUCGGUGUAAUAAUGGUGAAUGCAUUCCUGCUGACUGGAUUUGUGACGGAGUCGAGGAUUGUCUCGAAGGCGAAGAUGAACCUGACUGCGCGGAACAACAGCCCGAACCAUGCGAGGAGGGAUUUUUCCGAUGCCCGGAUAGAGAAUGCAUCCCGAAUAUUCUCAUUUGCAACGGUAUCCGAGAUUGUAAGGGCAACGCCGAUGAGCAGAACUGUACCGAAACUGGAUUAGAUCUUUGCCAAGGGUUCGACGAAAAUGACUAUUUCGUUUGUGAUGGAAAAGAAGACUGCCCGAGUGGAGACGACGAGAAAGCCUGCACAGUAUGCGGGAAGCGGCCAGCUGGUCGCCUGCGACGGCGUCGUAUGCUCGGUGGAAGAGAGGCAUCGGUAGGUGAAUGGCCAUGGCAGAUAUACCUAGCUUCUCAGAACGAUACCGAGGGGGUGAGCUGUGGCGGGACUGUUGUAAAUCGUAAAUGGAUCAUAACUGCUGCUCAUUGCAUAAGCACAUUCCAAAUUGGUAGAAUGGUGGUCGUAACCGGUGUCUCAGAUCGAUUUGAAUUAGGAGAGCAUGGCCAACUGGUCCAUAUAUCCGAUGUGUAUGAACACCCGGAAUUCUACUUCAGCGGGUACUAUUUGCUGUAUGACGUUGCCUUAGUCCAACUCAGAGAACCUUUGGUCAUGACGGACUAUGUCAGACCGGUUUGCCUGCCUGAUAGCGGUUUCGAACUGGAACCGGGGACGUACUUGACAUCUACAGGAUAUGGUGAAACCGGCUCCGGUUCGAUAUCCUCAAGUCUAAUGGAGACACGACUUCCACUUAUUCCGUCGGAGGUGUGUGUGAGGUGGACUCAGCAUUCUUUGGAAGAUGUGUUAAAGAUCGUAUGUGUGGGGUACGAGAAAGGAGUCCAGGGACCGUGCUAUGGAGAUUCUGGAGGCCCGCUAGUGGUUGAGAAGGACGGUUCUUGGUACAUUAUCGGUAUAGUUUCAGGCGGCGCCGAAUGUGGUGCUCCCUAUAGUCCAAACUUUUACACACGGGUAACAGAACUUCUAGAGUGGAUUGAUGAUGUCAUCAAUUUACGAUAACACCAUUCUUACCCCCAAAGAGAAGCAGCCUCAUUGUCGGCUAACUCAACACUCCUCGCAAUAAUAACACUAGGGAAUUUUAAAACCGAAUGAGUUUCUUCUGCCGAAUAUUGUCUGUUGUCGAAGCGAUUUUCAGCCCAGAUUAUGCACAGGAUGAACUUCGCUUGGUGGGGAGCGACUUAAGCAGAAUCGCGAACUGCUAUUUCAGCAUCAGUUCUUCCGGUGCCAAUGUUUUAUGUUUUCAAUUUUUAGACCACUAUUAAGUUUCAGGAUAAAUAAUACCAUCUAGGAUAUGCAGCAGUCAUAUUCUGGUUCAUAUUGAAGGCUUGGUGUGACCCACGUUUCGAGUCAUACUUGGUUCGCUAGUGCCCUUUGGUGAGGCAUUAAUCCUCAUUAACAGGUCCCUCGGAGAGGACCUUAAGACGUCGGUCCUCUGGUUGCUUGCUUACAAGCAUUCAUGCUUUCUUGGCAAUCAGGUAAAAUCACCACCAUUUUUGCCUUUCCGACAUUUUUAGAGCAAUAGCGAGUCAUGAUAAAAAUUAAAAUGUAUUUAAAAAAUUUAAAAAAUCACAUUUGGUGUAAUUUCCUCUUCAUGUCAUUAUCAUUUUUUUCUAAUGCAUAUUUGGUUUCAUAAACACUUCAUCUACACCGAUCUAUACCGAUUUAGUUCUGUUAGGUGAAGUGGAUACUGGGUUCUCGACCAAUUUGGUUUGGAUGAAGCUUUUUGUGGUAAUUAAAACGGGGGGGGGGGGGGGCCGGGGGUCUUCAAGUAUACCUAAUGGAAUGCUUUGACAAAUAGCAACGCACCUGGCUCAUUGCCAAACCUAUUGAAAAUGUGUGUUUUUAUUCUCCUUUAGAAGACCCCCCCGCCGCCGCAAGUCAUGAAAAUUCAUAUUGGGGUCCGGAACUUUUAUGGGAAAACUGAUUUCGCCCCCCCCCACCCCCCGUUAUGGCCACCAUAAGUUGCAGUGUUUUGAAGUCGGAUUCAUCUAUAGCUUUGAUGGGAAUUAAAAGAAUUGCCGAUUAGCCCUAAAUGCUACUAGACAAACUGGUAUCCCAUUUGGUCUCAAUGGGACUAGACCAUACGGGCGGUAGGCAAAGAGGAUGUAGACCAAAUACCAGCUUCUCAUUCGUGUCACAUGUCAUCACAAUUACUUUAUUUUCUUCCCCUCAAAUUAGUGAUAGGGGAGUAAAUACAUUGCACUAUUUGAACUAUUUAUUGAUAUUUUUAUAUCAUUCCAAUGUUUGUAGAUGGCCUCGUCGGUGGUAUAUGAAACGGACAUUUUGCUAAUUACAUGAUUGUUUUCAACAAAAAUAUGUUCACGUUUUUCGUAGGUUUGUAUAAGUCAAUUUGUUGUAUUAUAAACUAUACCUCAUUUGUGCACUUAAAAGGAAACCAUUAUUAUUACAUACCUGUACAUAAAACAAUCGCCCAUAACCAUGCAGGCAGUUUCUGGAGAUUAUGGAAACCAUGCGGUAUUGCGCAGGACUUUACAAACGGUUAGAUCAUGUUAAAUACAUGUGGGUUUGACUUUCGUCAUACAUAUUAAUGUCAUCAACUAUCUUUUUUAAUUCAAAUAAUAUUGUUAUGGAAAAAAAUUAAUCAUUUACAAUCUAAGUGAGAGAUGUCAUGUGAAAAUAAAUAUUUAAGCUGAGGGAAACGAUUUAGUUUUUACUUUUUCAGUUGCUGUAGGCCCUAAGUAUGUGGGAAAGUUAAUAAUGAAAAGCUUUAUGAAAUAUCGCCCAAUUAUAACUUCGAGGGGUCUGGUGCACCAAAUUUUCCGAUCAUUCAAUCCAAUUAACCAUUGUAGUUUAUCUUUUUCAUUUAAGAUAAAGGGUCUAUGUUUUUACUUGCGUCGAUUAGUAACUUGUAUGCAACAAACCUUGAAGAGUAAUCGUAUUCAAGUGGCUGUUUAUAUAUUAGAUUACUUUUUGAAAAAUAUCCCCUCUUAUAUAUAACAAAAAAAGAAAAAAAAUGUUCACAGACUAGACCCAUGCAUUUGCAGUUGCCAUCACUGAAACGCGCGUAUUACGGACUAUAAAUAGGUUUUAACACAUCUAUUUCUGCGACCUGACCUUGGUAUAACGAUGUACAUAAUGUAAGGGCCUCCAUUCGAUGUGCAUAUUUAUUAUUUUCUAAUAUUUAUUUCUUUCAUUUAUCUAUUAUUUUGUGCAUCAUGCAUGGGGUAUUCCUAUUAUGUUUCGUAAUUAGUUACUUGGCAAACUUCAGAAAAAAAAGAUAGUUGAGUGGGAGGAUCUAUUAACCUCGUUUCCUAUUGCCCGAGUACUCGUAUACCAUGUUAUUUAUUUCAUACAUUUACUCUUUUUGUUAGUAAGUUUUUAGAUUCAUAUAAAUGUUAUCCAAAUAUCCAGAUCGUCGUUAAAUACGAUUAUCCCAAUCAAAAGUACUUCGUAGUAUUCCUUGAUUUUUUAUAAUGGCAGUUAUCUAAUAGUGUAUUACCAUUCGUAUUUCGUGCUUGUAAUGCCACUUUAUAUGCGACAUCACAUGGUGAUUUAUGUUAAGUAUUAUGAACAUUAAUAUAUUUCAUGUAUAUAUCAGAAUUGUUUGUUCAAUAAAAAAUUAAUCUACAGUAGAGUCAGCUGAAUAAAUUCAAUCGUUGACCCCUAUGAUAUUUCUGUUGUUGACUCAUCCACCAAAAUUUUCCCGCCCCAUCUCUCUCUCUCUUUUUGUUUAUAUUCUCCUUUCCUUUCUUCUUACUUUUCCUUCUUUACUCUUUUUGUUUCUUUCAAUGUUGUUCUUCCUUACUUUCUCCGGCUUUCUAUCUUUCGUUCUUUCUUCCAGCAAACUCUGCUCGCCAGCACAUGCCGUUAUUUUAUUCUCUUUUAUUAAUAAUAAACUGGGUUCCAAAAUAAACUUAUCAAACUUUACAAAGACACUGCACAAAUUCCACUCAGUCAAAAUGAACAAUGUUUUUACACAGGCUAGCCUCAAUAAUCUUUACAAGCCACACGUCAGUAAUUAUGAGAUUGGUUCAAUCACAGAGAUGUUAUAGCCCCUCAUUGAUGUUGGUUUCAAAAUCCAAAGUCGUAAAACACGGUUUUAUCUGUUUGUGGCUGAGUAUAUCCCCGCUUGCCGGGAUAUCCUCAGGAGCGUUUGUGUGUAAUUGGUUGUCAUUUCAAAUUUUGACGUUAAUUUACUGUAGCUUCUUUGUGAUUGAGCCAAUCAUUACACUUACACAUGAAGGACAUGUGUAAUAAGGACAGUCAGUGGUCAAGUAUGUCCGAAAAUCCAAGAUGGCUUCCAAAAAUGGAGUCUAAAAUGGCCGCUGUUACAUACAAAUUGACAAAGUUCGUUUAAUAUGUGCAAGGAAGAUAAGAUUUUGGUGUCUAAACCAUGGUUUAUAGGGUCAAAUAAUUUGGACUAGUUAAAAAGACA